AUGGUCGAGAUCAAGCCACCAGCUAUGGAGUUGUUCUACAAUGCAUUAGCUCCUACAACUCUUGUCAAGCCAGCUCCUGUCAAAGGAGUCUGGCUGCCCAGCUCGCCUCCCAACAUCACGAGCGAGUUGGAAAAAGCGAAAGUCAUUCUUCACUUCCCCGGUGGCGCCUUUGUUAUAGCGUUCGGCCAUGAGACCUCAGGACGACCAGCAACAGAGAUAUUGACCAAAUAUUUGCAGGCGAACAGAGUUCUUUGGGCUCAAUAUCGCCUUGCAUCCAACAAUCAGACUUGCUUUCCAGCUGCACUACAGGAUGCCCUCACCUACUAUCACCACCUUUUGUCUUUGGGCAUAAACUCCAAGAACAUUGUUCUAUCUGGCGACUCAGCUGGUGGUAACAUUGUUCUUGCACUCAUGCGAUACCCCGAGUCUGCACAAGCAUCAGAGCUGCCUCUACCUGGCAGCGCUAUUGUUUUCUCGCCUUGGGUUCACGUUACUUCACAUGCUGCUAAAGAUUAUGAAGCAUGCAGUAAUAUCAAGGCUGAUAUUUUGAGUGGGUCAUUGUUGCAAUGGGGUGCUGCAUCAUAUUUACCAUCUGAGCAACUUUCAAGAGAAACGGAAGCUUACAUCUCACCACUACACCAUCCUUUCAGAACAUCGGCUGGGGAGGCUGAAUCCUUCUUUGAGCAUAUCAAAAGCUUUUCUGCCGGUAUGAAAGAGAUGAAUGGUGACAGAGUGCGUUUCCACGCAGCACCAAAAGCACCGCAUGACUUUCUGCUAUAUUAUGAUGCAUUUGGCAUGAAGGAUGAGCUUGUCACUGCAGUUGACAAAGCUUGUGAGUUCUUUGAUGAAAGAAAAUGA
Molecule: messenger RNA, 858 nt
Organism: Cryphonectria parasitica EP155
Lineage: Eukaryota; Fungi; Ascomycota; Sordariomycetes; Diaporthales; Cryphonectriaceae
Product: alpha/beta-hydrolase
Exons: 1
Coding region: 1-858 (285 amino acids)
Molecular function (GO): hydrolase activity
Source: RefSeq, a predicted model, not a curated record